AGUUGACGUUGACGUUCCCUCAUAUUGAUACAUAGUCCGUGAUUGGAUAAUGGAAUGCGGACACUGGACUUGUUGAUUGCUUGGUUUGUGUGCGUGCGUAAUGUGGUAUGGCGCGAUCUGUCACUUUAUUGAAAAGUUUUAAAAGUUCAAUAAAAUCCCAUAUUUAAUGUUAACUUUAUUAAAUAAUCUCAGAAAUGAAUUAUCAAACGGUUUUUUUAUUUGUAUUAGUUGGAGUGUUAGUGAUUAGGGAUGCAAAUUGCCUACAGAAAAGGUGUAUAAAAUGUAGAUCAAGAGGUGUGCAAGGCACCUGUGGUGAUCCAUUUCCAUUCAAUGUGACUGAGCCAGAAGCAGAAGUGGGUAUUCACGUUGUGGCGUGCCCAUCUGGUUGGUGCGGCAAGAUGAUUGAAGGAACAACAGGUGCCUUCAGGACUGAUGACUAUGGGGCAGCAACACAAAGAAUGUGCCUUCAACGAUCACCGAGCGAUGAUGAAGAGCGUUGCGCCUACACAAUGUGGAAUCAUAAAAAAGUUUACAUGUGCUUCUGUAAUGGAGAUCUAUGUAACUCUGCAUACAAAAUAUCAGUGCCACCAAUAAUCAUGUUAGGUUCCAUAAUAGUUGUAGUAUACAAUUACUUCCAAUUUAGAUUAUGAAUAAUGUAGAAAUAUAAUAUGAAUAAAUUUAACGAGUACUCUGAAACUGAACAUUCUGAAAUUGUGAUAUUUAAGGGUUAAAUCUUAUUCAUAAUCUAUGUUAUACAUUAAGUUAAGUAAGAAGAACUCUUGACAGUGCUAUCGUGACUCAAACUAAACAUACACACUGCUGAAUAUAGAACCUAAUCCUUUUUGGAAAUUGGUUAAGAAGCAAAGUCGUUUGGUAUUUAACAGUGGCAAAGAAUGGAAUUUUGACAAAGGUAAGCCAAAACAAAGAAAAAGAAAUUUAUACCGUAUGAUACAAGCUCUGGUUUCUCAUACAUACAAUACAUAUUCAUUACAAUAAUGAAUAUGUACCUAUGUAUAGAUCUUUAAAAGGUAACCUGGCGGGAAUCGGCCUGAAUGGACUCUUCGCCGCUGGUAUUUAUACUUUUGAUGUGUAACAUAUUCAAAACUUUAUUUUAUUAGUCAUGUUAUUAAUUAUCACCAUUAGGUAUAUCUAUAUUUUUUAUAAUGAAUAUACAAUACAUGAUUAGCUCAUAGUUAUCUGAAGCUUAUAUUUCGUCCAUUAUUAUAUCAUUAUAAUAUAAUUCAAUAUUAAUUGGUUAAGUUUAUCACUUUCAACUUAUCAAGGUGAUUGUACUUAUUCCGUCCUAUUAUUGUGAUUUUAGAGAUUAUAAAUAUGUACAUAUUCUAAAUUAUAUUUAAAAAAAUAUAUUUGUCUCUCUAGUUUACUUUGUAAUUUAUAUAAACGGCCUCGCCCUUAACAUCUCAAAGACCCAGUUUAUACAAUUUAAUCUGGCUGGUCAUAAACGUAGGCCUUUGUCUGUUUCUAUUGAAAGUCAUAAAACCUCCUUUUUAGGUUUCCUGAUUGACGAGGGCUUAAUAUGGAACUCUCAUAUUGACAAAUUAUGUGGUAAAUUAUCUACAGCUUGUUUUGCUCUUAAGCGAGUAGCACAUACAUUGUCAGAAGAAGCAACGUUUGCAUGCUAUUUUGCUUCUGUACAAAGCCACCGGAAUUGAAAUAUGGGGUCGCGGUGCUGAGUGGGAACGCGUUUUUAAACUGCAAAAGCGCGCAGUCAGGACACUUGCUCACGUAUCGCAAGAAACGUCAGCCAGACCGUAUUUUGCAUCGUUAGGCAUUUUAACGUUGCCCUGCCUAUUAAUCUAUAAUAUAGCCAUAUACGUAGCGCAGAAUCAAAGCCAGUUUGUCAAGAGGAGCGAUUGUAACUUGCGAAUGAGAUACCCCAAUAGACUUGUAGGCAAAUAUCACCGAUUAAAAAAAGCGUCGAAGACAGUAACAGGGAUGGGUCCAGAAGUUUUUAAUAGGAUUCCACAAAAUAUAAAAAAUAUAACGAAUAUUUAUACUUUUAAAAAUAAAUUGAAAGCUUGGCUUGUCGAGAAGACUUUCUAUAGCUACAACGAAUUUCUAGAAAAUAAACUUUUGUGACAUUUAUUUUGUUAUAUAUUGUUAGUAAGUACUGUAAUGUAUAAUGAUUUUAAAAGUAUUUUUAUAAUUUAUUGAUAUAAACAAUUUAUAAUUAAGUAUAAUAAUAAUGAUUUUGUGACGAGUAAUAUGUAUAAUUAUGAAUAAAAUAUGACUAUGACUAUGACUAUGACUAAAUUCAUGCAGCUAAUUAUAAAUUUUGUUAUUGUAUUAGUAGGUACAUGUUAUAGAUCUAACUCUUUAUUGAAUUUUAAUAAUAUAAUUGAUUUAAUUUUGUGCACUUACUUAUGACGUAGAACUAGUUUUAUUUUUUCAUUUUAUGCUAUGACGAAUGAUUACUUCUAUUCUUCACUUUAAAUAUUUUGAUAUUUUUUAUUUGACUCCACAGUCAAUUGAACAAUGAAAGUCAUCAUCUCUUCUGUUUUGGAGUUCUAUCUAUUCUUAUUACUUAUAAUAAAACUAACAGGCCCAACUCUACAUUCUGUACAUUGAAGAAAUUUUAAUUUUUUUUGUUGCAGGCCUUUAUAUAAUCGAUAGGUACUGAAGCCAAAAACAUUUUGUUUUGUCUGUCUGUCCGUGGUUUUUUUGACUGGGCAUCACGCUGAAUGAAUUUAGAUGAAACUUGACAUGAUUUGAGUCCAGAAUACGAAGGAUAAUAUAAGAUACUUUUUGUCGCAAAAAUAAAAUCAGAAGGGGAAAUGAAAAUAACAUAAUUUUAAUAUAAAUUAAGACAACACCGGCUAAGCACCGCCUUAAUACUGAUCAGCAGGUAGAACAUGUUAUGAUGUUAUUUUUCACUUUUUAGUUUAGUGGGUACGUUUUUAGGUUUUGAAGUCCCAGGCGUCCGCUAUAUACUUAGAUGAUUUUCUGAAAAAUCUGGGAUUCAUACUUAUCGUCUACUUUUCUAUUCCAUCAUUAAUAUUUUGGUUAAUAAAGUUGAGUCAUUACACUCAUUACAAUAACCAGCUACAAUAAUGAAUUCAAACUUGUUUAUUUCAAGUAGUUUUACUUACAAUACAAUCAAUGUUUUUUAAUGAGUUUUUUCCAGUUUGAAAGUUCAAAGAAUAUUUUUU
Molecule: messenger RNA, 3170 nt
Organism: Bicyclus anynana (squinting bush brown)
Lineage: Eukaryota; Metazoa; Arthropoda; Insecta; Lepidoptera; Nymphalidae
Gene: rtv
Exons: 3
Coding region: 195-650 (151 amino acids)
Biological process (GO): regulation of synaptic transmission, cholinergic; sleep; positive regulation of voltage-gated potassium channel activity
Source: RefSeq, a predicted model, not a curated record